GUCCGUCACCACAACACAAAAUUCAGAGGCUCACGCAAAAACUACCGAUCGAGAUUUCUAGAGAGAGAAAAUCGAAGAAUUCAAAAAAGGAGAAUAAUCUUCAAAAAAAAUUAUAUCUCCAUUCAAGCAACGAAUCGGAUUCCAAAAAUUAGGUUUUUGGUGGUUUUUGGAGUAAAAUGAACGAGCAAGGAAAAAUGAUGAAUCAACAACAACAGAGGAUGAGUAUGAGUCAAAACCAAAUGCUAAGUAUGAGUCAACAACCUCAGAUCUUAAAUCCACAGCUUCAACAACAGCAACAGCAGCCGCCACAGAUGAUGAAUCGGAACUACAGGAUGUGGCCACAGCAGCCUCUGCCUCCGCCGUCAGUCGACCAGUUGAAAUUUCAAAACCCUAACCCCAAUAUGAAGCAAUUUGUUACUGGAAAGCAGCAUUCCAAGCCCUUGGGACCUCGGAAUAAUUGGAAGGGUAAAAAGGUAAAUAAGAAGGAACAGAGAAUGGAUGCUGCAAGGCGGAACGAGAUUAUAGGAAGUAGCGGUAGUAGUACCAAUGCUCAAGGUGGUGGAUAUAAGCCGCCUACAUUAAAUGACUUGCAACAGCAAAACCGAUUGAAGGCCCGGAGAUUUUUCCCUAAGAAGAAAUUUUAUCAUAACAAUAAUAAUAACAUGAAUGCACCUUAUGCGCCUCGGAACACAUCUUCAUAUAUCAUUAGGGCGAAAAAAAGUGGUGGUAUUGCUUCUUUGGUGUCCCCUUGCCCCGUGACUCCGGCUGUGCUGCCGACCCCUAUUUUCUCCCCAUCGAGGGAGGUGUUAGUAGAUAUGGCUAAAGAGGAGUGGGGAGUGGAUGGGUACGGAUCAAUGAAUGGGUUGAUUAGGCUGAGGUCACCGGGUCAUGAGGUUGAAGGACACGACGAUGAGGAAGAAGAGGAGGGAGGAUCGAGUGAGAGUGAUGUGGAAGAACAUGUGGAAGUGGAGAGGCGGUUGGAUCAUGAUUUGAGCAGGUUUGAGAUGAUUUACCCGAACUACAGCGGGAUGGAGUAUAACAAUGUGUUGGGAAACCGUGUGGAUGAUCAGGAUACGCAUAUUGCUCAGUUGGAGGAAGAGAACUUGAUUUUGAAGGACAGGUUGUUCUUGAUGGAGAGGGAGUUGGGUGAUUUGAGGAGGAGGUUGCAAAGUCUUGAGAGGAGGGGUCGUGGAUGCGAGGAGAUGACCGAGGAGGUAGUGGAGAAUGAGUCUGAGAGUGAGAGUCAUGAGGAUGGCCAUUCUUUGGAGGAUAACAAUGUUGAACUGGUUGAAGGGCACAUGGAAGGAGUUGGAAAUGUGAAAGGGAAGAAAGAAGAUAGGAUUGAGGAUGACGUUGGAUUGGCAGAAAAUGAGGUGAAAGUUGGAGAAGAAGGUGAAAAGGCUAAUCGUAAUGGGAACAAUGAAGCUGUUGAAAAGGAAUCUGAUAAAGUAGGAAAAGAAGAUGAAGAAGUUGAUGGCAAUAUGAUGGAUGAAGCUUUUGAAAAGGAAAUAAUUGCUGAUGAUGGAAGCAAGAGUGAAGUGAACGACGAUACGGAUCUGAAAACUGGGAAUGAGGUUCAGUUCACUCAAUUAAACAAGAACAUUGAAAACAAGGUUCAGGGAUUAGAUAAUGCAAGUUUUGGAGAUGUUAAAAUGGAGGAGGCUUUUAGAGUGGAUGUUGAAGCUGUUUCCCAGACCAAGAAGGAAGAUGAAUUGCCAGUAAAUGAAUGAAUGAUAGGAAGAGUGUUUACGAUGGUUACUUGUCUAAAGUUUCCAUCGUCAAUGUAAGUCUCUUCUCUGAGAAGUUCUCAUGCUAACUCGUGUCUUUUUUGUCACCAUUCUGGGUAUACCUCUUUUGUAGUACAUAGUUUUAGCCUCCUUUUUACAGUGGAAAAAAUUCUGUCUGUUGUGAGUUCGACCUUAUAAAGUGCUAAUGUGUAGUAUUCUUCUUUAGAUGUUGGCAGCUGUUUGUAGUAGGGAAGUCUGGGUGUUUAGAUAGGUUUGAAAUAGUGUUCGGUCUGACAGAGAUACAAUUAUGUAAUAAUCUCUUUUUUAGGUGAAUUGGGUAUUUUCAUAUAAAUCAUGGCAUGUUUUCUUAUUGGUUUAA
Nicotiana attenuata is the source of this 2106-nucleotide messenger RNA. RefSeq lists its product as uncharacterized. The record is from RefSeq and is a predicted model, not a curated record. Bases 177 to 1730 code for a protein of 517 amino acids. The transcript has 3 exons. Lineage: Eukaryota; Viridiplantae; Streptophyta; Magnoliopsida; Solanales; Solanaceae.